Molecule: messenger RNA, 2580 nt
Organism: Manduca sexta (tobacco hornworm)
Lineage: Eukaryota; Metazoa; Arthropoda; Insecta; Lepidoptera; Sphingidae
Product: L-threonine ammonia-lyase
Exons: 9
Coding region: 1116-2456 (446 amino acids)
Biological process (GO): L-serine catabolic process; L-threonine catabolic process
Molecular function (GO): threonine deaminase activity; L-serine ammonia-lyase activity
Source: RefSeq, a predicted model, not a curated record
UACUGCGAGCGAAACACAUUAGCUGUGUUUUUGCGUUGGGUUUAGUGGACUCUACUUCUUACAUACAUAUAUAUAGCAGCACACCUUUUACCCUUUUCAGGGGUACUCAGACGUGUAACUCCUGAUACCUGAUGCUAUAUGAUGAAGGUGUGAUGCUAUAUAUAUAUAUAUAUAUAUAUAUAUCACAUCACACCUUUUCCCCUUUGCAGGGGUACUCAGAGGUGUAACUCCUGAGCGCGAUAGUCGUUUCGUGAGUGAAACACGCCAUCGAGAAGGUCUAUUUUUUACUAACACAAAAAAUCAAAAAAUAAAAAUAAUUUUAACAAAAAAUUAAACCGCCUUCAAAAACCACUCAAAACCAAAAAAUAAUUUCACAUAACAGGUAUAUGAGGUAUAUCAUCAUUAUCAUCAUGAUGAAUCAUACUUUGCAAGUUAUUUGUGUUUAUAUUAUAUAUUUUUUUUAACUGUUAUAAUUUUCCCAAUUUAGAGCACAUUACCAUUAUUGAGCGACAUAUUUUUUAUAUAAAUUGAACAAAAUGGAUCAUAUAAUGAUUAAUUAUGUUACGUGAAUGUUAGAAGACAUGGAAAUAAAACUAUUUUUACGGAUUUAUUCGCGGUUUUUCAUUUAUUAUGAUUUCCUCCCGACGUUUCAGGAAAAAAACUGCAGCUUUUAUGUUCACGGGGCGAACCGAGGCAAAAAUAAUUAUAAUACCUGUAUGUAUACUUAUAUGGAAAGACCGAGAUGGAUAUUGGUCGUCCGAAAGUCAAAGUUAUUAUAUCUAUCUACAUAAUCUUAUAACAUAGUAUAAAAAAACUGCGAUAAAAUCCAAAAAAUGGCUUUAUUUUAAUAUGGAUUAUAGUCUCACGAAACCUAUGAUUCUACUUAUUAAAAUAUUUUUUGUUAGUUUUUCGAAAAGAUUUUAUUAAAAUGUCAUAAUUUUUAUUCGUUCAUGACAAUCCGAAAAAACAAAAUGGAAAUAAAAUUGUCAGUGCAAUAUUUUUAAUGUUUUAUUUACUUUGGUUUUCAAAAUCUAUCAAGUUAUACAAUUCAUAUUAUGUAAAACGAAGUGCAAUGUGACUAUAAUCUUUGUAAAAAAAUCUUCAUUUAGUAAAAAAUGUCCACUGACGACGUUGAAUAUGACGAAUUUUGCGAUCCCAAUAAUCCACGGAAGAUAAAGUAUGAGGACAUAGUAGCUGCCUCUAAACGAAUAUUAGGAGCCGUAAUUCGUACACCAUGCACGAAAGCGAAUAUGUCUGAAAAACUUGGAAUGGAGCUAUAUUUGAAAAUGGAAUUUCUACAGUACACUGGAUGUUUCAAAGAACGCGGAGUGCGUAGUACUUUGACUACGUUGAGUGACGAACAAAAGAAAUACGGCGUCAUUACUUCAAGCACCGGUAAUCACGGCAUAGCUGUAAGCUAUCACUCCACACAACUGGGCGUACCGUGCAUAGUAGUAAUGCCGGUAAACGCCCCAAUAACCAAAGUGAACAAGUGCGGGAGACACGGUGCCAAGAUUAUCCAGUUCGGAACCACAUUGGCGGAAGCAAAGAGGCAUGCUAUGACUAUAAGUAAGGAAAAGAAAAUGAUGUUUAUCAACGGAUUUGAUCAUCCUCACGUUAUAGAAGGUCAAGGGACUGUGGGUUUAGAAAUAAUGGAACAAGUCCCGGCUGUUGACGCCAUAAUAGUCCCAACAGGUGGCGGCAGUUUAUUAUGCGGCAUUUGUAUUGCAGCAAAACAUAUUAAACCUGAUACUGAAGUUUACGGCGUCGAAACCGAUAAAACAUGCAGCAUGACCGAAGCACUAAGGAAGAAUGAACGAAUUUAUUUUGCUAUUGAUUCAACAAUCGCCGAUGGAUUAGGUGUCAAUAUGGUCGGAGUUAAUACAUUUUAUAAUAUUAAGGGGCAUGUGGAUAAAAUGGUGGUGGUAAAAGAAGACUGGGUAGCUCGAGGUAUCAUGCACAUCAUAGAAGAAGAGAGACUUGUUGUUGAAGGUGCCGGCGCUACAACUCUUUCGGCCGUUAUGGCGGGAUUAUUUCCAAAUUUGAAGGGGAAAAAGGUUGUUUGCGUUUUAUCUGGAGGUAACAUCGACCCGACAAUUCUAGCGCGUGCCCUAGAAAGGGGUAUGGCUGCCGAGGGUAGAUUGGUGAAGUUUAAAGUGACUGUCACGGAUCGUCCGGGCGGCAUGGCUGAGCUCUGCACAAUGAUGGCUGGUAUUGGUGUUACAAUGAGGGACUGCGUGCCGGACCGUGCUUGGGUCAAGGGAGAUGUUUUCAGUGUGCAGUUGAAAGUUAUAGCAGAAACAAGAGGCUGGGAUCAUACAAAAGAAUUAAUAGAGCAAAUUAAAAAGAAUUACAAGGAAUAUUUCUUCCUGGAAGUAGGCGAACGGCAAGAUAAGACUGCAGCCACAAGACGCGGCCCGUGUCUCGCGCCUAACCCUGUCUGUAUGCAAAAGUAAAUAUAAAAAACUACGUAUUGUAACAUUUCGAAUUAAAAAAAUUACAACUAAGUAUAAGUAGGUAAUUAUAUGAAUUAUUAAUAUUCUGGAUGUGCAAUUAAAUAUGCUGUGUAUAGCCAUUUUA